Messenger RNA from Prorocentrum cordatum, 591 nucleotides. The record is from the annotation of a GenBank genome assembly. NCBI's taxonomy places the organism in Eukaryota, Dinophyceae, Prorocentrales, Prorocentraceae.
AUGGCUCGGGCUGCGAUCGAACGGAUCGAGUCGAUAGUCCCUGACGCGAUUUACUCCUCCAAGGUCAUGGGCAUCUUUCAGUCGACGUGUCACGGAGUCGCCUCUGCGAGUGCUGCCAGGCGUCGAGGGAAGGAGGCCGAUGCCGACCGCGCCGCCGCCUUCGAAGUGAAGCGCGACGAGGCCAAGCACAGGGCCCGCAUGCAGGAGCUCGAGCUGCAGCGCGAGCAGUUCGGGAAGCCGCUGCCCAAGUCCUUUGAGGACCGCAACGACUGGGCCGAGUACGACCGCCCCUUCUCCGAGACGGAAAACGAGAUGCGCGAGGACAUGAUGGAGGCUUCGCAGCGGUCGAGGCCUCCCAACCAGAAGCCGCCCAGGAUACGCUGGAUCUGGUACCGCCACCCGAGUUGCGGGGGAAGCCGGUGGUCCAGCCGGCCUCCAAAGUGGUACCCAGUCAACUGGAAGAUGCGCCCUGAGCGAAAGCUGCGCAUGGCAGGCGUCGGCGUCCCCGGCGGUGGCGGCGACCGCGGCACGCCGCGUGGGGGCCUGCAGAGGUUCUGGAAGCAGGGCGGCUGGCAGCCAAGUGCGCGCUAG